Penaeus chinensis is the source of this 630-nucleotide messenger RNA. Its product is annotated as cilia- and flagella-associated protein 251-like. The annotation marks the transcript as partial. The record is from RefSeq and is a predicted model, not a curated record. The transcript has a single exon. Lineage: Eukaryota; Metazoa; Arthropoda; Malacostraca; Decapoda; Penaeidae.
GAGGAGGAGGAGGAGGAGGAGGAGGAGGAGGUGGAGGAGGAGGAGGAGGAGGAGGAGGAGGAGGAGGAGGAGGAGGAGGAGGAGGAGGAGGAGGAGGAGGAGGAGGAGGAGGAGGUGGAGGAGGAGGAGGAGGAGGUGGAGGAGGAGGAGGAGGUGGAGGAGGAGGAGGAGGAGGAGGAGGAGGAGGAGGAGGAGGAGGAGGAGGAGGAGGAGGAGGAGGAGGAGGAGGAGGAGGAGGAGGAGGUGGAGGAGGAGGAGGAGGAGGAGGAGGAGGAGGAGGAGGAGGAGGAGGAGGAGGAGGAGGAGGUGGAGGAGGAGGAGGAGGUGGAGGAGGAGGAGGAGGAGGAGGUGGAGGAGGAGGAGGAGGUGGAGGAGGAGGAGGAGGAGGAGGAGGAGGAGGAGGAGGAGGAGGAGGAGGUGGAGGAGGAGGAGGAGGAGGAGGAGGAGGAGGAGGAGGAGGAGGAGGAGGAGGAGGUGGAGGAGGAGGAGGAGGAGGAGGAGGAGGAGGAGGAGGAGGAGGAGGAGGAGGAGGAGGAGGAGGAGGAGGAGGAGGAGGAGGAGGAGGAGGAGGAGGAGGAGGAGGAGGUGGAGGAGGAGGAGGAGGAGGAGGAGGAGGAGGAGGAGGAGGAG